Messenger RNA from Fundulus heteroclitus (mummichog), 1462 nucleotides. RefSeq names its product mitochondrial fission regulator 1-like (gene mtfr1l). Gene Ontology annotation, cellular component: mitochondrion. Bases 228 to 1187 code for a protein of 319 amino acids. Gene Ontology annotation, biological process: aerobic respiration; mitochondrial fission. The record is from RefSeq and is a predicted model, not a curated record. The transcript is spliced from 7 exons. Lineage: Eukaryota; Metazoa; Chordata; Actinopteri; Cyprinodontiformes; Fundulidae.
GGCAGGGAGGCGCAGGUUUCCGGCCUAUUAAACGUCAACAGUGAAAGACGAAGAGGAGAAGCGGUUCCUUUCUGCGGCUGUUGUGUUGUAGCUUCCUACGAUUCAUCUCUAAUAUCCCGAAUCGCUGCAAGCAACACCAUGACACCUGCUUACUGAGCUGCUGCAUCUUCAGACGCUACUAGCACCGAGGUCCGGUGUGCGACGAACGAGGCUGACCCACCGACGUCAUGGAGACAGAAACGGAAAUGAUUCCCAUCUGGCAGAACAAGCCCCAUGGAGCUGCCCGUAGUGUUGUUAGAAGAAUAGGUUCCACUCUUCCUCUCAAACCUCCACAGAGGGCAUGCUUUCAGGAGCUCCCAGGCCUGCCCUCCCUUCGUCCUUUUGACGGCCCCUCGGUUCCUACCCUGGCAGACAUCGCCUGGAUUGUUGCAGACGAGGAGGAGACGUAUGCCAGAGUCAGAAGCGACACGCGUCCCCUGAAACACGAGUGGCGGCCCACGCCCCUUCUAGUUCUCCACAGGAACUCAUCUGUGCCCAACUUCCGUCGGGAGGGUAAAAGGAUGGAGGGCCUGAGGAAACCCGGGGUGACGGCGCUGAACCGCACCACAGCCCUGCAGGAUGAGCUCAGCAGACUGAGAGCUCAGAUCGCCAAGAUUGUUGCAAGUGAUUCAGACUCCAACCCCCUGACCCCAGAGCUCCUCUCCCCGGACGACACCAGCAUGGGUUUCUCCAUGGCGCCGUUCGAGGCCGCGUCCUUCCAGCCGGCAUCCGCGGCUCCCGCUUCCUUCGUCAUAAGCGACGUGACCGAGGAGGAGGAGGAAGAGGAGGAGGAAGACGAGGAACUGGUGGAGGAAGACGAGAAGGACGUGGUCUCUGUUGUCUCGGAGCUGCUCCCCGACCCGCUGCCUCCGGUCUCCAUGACGGCGUCGGCCACCUUCGACCUGGACCGGCCCAGCAUGGAUUUCCGGGAGGCCGAGGAGGACACGGUGUCCCUGUCCAAGUCCACCAGCUUCGCCGACGUCAUGGACAUCCUGAAGGACAUGAACAGAAUGAAGAUGAGUAAAGACAGGUACAACAGAGGCUGCACGUCGCUCAGAGAGGAAGACUCCGCCUCGCUGAUAUCCGAGGCGCUGAGGAAGAAAUUUGUCCUGAAGGAAGAAGAUUCUGCUGCUGUGAAAAGGAAGUAGUCAGUUUAAGGAGAACCAGUUCCUGCUGCGUCAUGUAAGUCAGGAAACGGCUGCUGCUGAUGAGCGUUUUGCGUGUUUUAGUUUAGUCUUUUAAAUUUUAAUUUUUAGGCCUUUGCCCGUACAGUUUAUGCCCACGAAUCAAAGACCCCCGCUCCUCUCCUGGCGUCAGAACCAAAGACUCUUUGUCCCAGAGCCGCCGGCUCCUGAGGGCGUCCUGCAGCGUGUCGGGAACAGCUGCAGCACUUCGUUACGUCACACGGGGAACAUUUCACCUG